AUGAAGAACAUGCAAAUUGACAAUGGCAAAGGUGCUGUGGAGAACAACAAGGGUCAGAAUAAGGGUGGAAAUAACCAUCCAAAUGGUGUCCAACAAGGACAAAAUCCCCAACAACAACAACAAAUGCUUCAGCAACUACAACAGCUUCAACAGCUGCAACAGCUUCAACAGAUGAAAGGGUUUCAGGAUCAAAAGGGGGUGCCGCCUCAAUUGAAGAAUAUGAAGAUGCCGAUCCAGAACCCCAACAACCCAAAAGCAGUGAAGCUCAAUUCCCCUGAAGAUGAUGAUGAUGGCUUCUCUAAGGAGGGGGAAUCUGAUGAAGAAUCUGAGGAGGCGGAGUCUGAUGGUGAUGAUGUGGAGGAUCCUGAACACCCUCUGAAUAAGAUGAAACUCCCCGCGAUGAACAUGCAUCACCCACAACUCGUGAUGAAUGCUCCUCAGAAGGCUGAGAAUGGUGGUGUUAGUGGCAGCAAUGACAGUGGCGGAGGUAAUGGGAAGAAAGGAGGACCUUUGCAUGUUCAAAUGCAGGGCAUGGGUGGUGGAAAUGGAGGUAAAAAAGGAGGUGAAAACGAUCAGAAUCAGGGUGGGGUUAACAUCAACAUUGGUGGCAAAAAUGGAGGUGACAUUCCAAUGGCAGAGGCUAAAAUCGGAAACAAGAAUGGUGCUGGUGGCAGCGGCGGUGGCAUUCCACACAACAAUGGGGGCAUGAAGGGUGCUGGGAUGAGUGGUAAUGUUCGAGCUAUGAACAAUGGAUUCCUAAACAUGGGUGGGGCUAAUGCGCGCCCUAUGGGUGGUGGUAACAUGAACAUGCCAAUGGGUGGAGCCAUGCGCAACAAUCCAAUGAACCAAGUUGGCCACAAUCCAAUGAAUCAAAAUGGCAACAAUCCAAUGAAUCAAAUGGGCAACAAUCCAAUGAACCAAGUGGGUAACAUGCCAAUGCCAAUGAACCAAAUGGGCAAUAUGCCAACAAUGAACCAAAUGGCUAACGUCCCAGCUGUUCAGGGCCUCCCAGCAGCGGUGGCGAACGGUGGCGGCAGGUACUACCAAGGAGGUGCUCCGGAGAUGAUGCCUGGAAAUCCCUACAACCAGCAGGGACAACAGUUCAUGUAUGCAAGGCCUCCUCCUGCGAAUGUGAAUUACAUGUAUCCUCCUCCUUACAACUAUCCUUCUCUAGAGCUUUAUUCCAACUAUUUCAAUGAUGAGAAUACCGCAGGCUGUAGUGUCAUGUGAAGAAGAACUGGAUGCUGGUGGUGCUGGUGCUGAUAGAAGAGGGUGGUGGCUGGUCGGUUAUGAUUGCAGGCCUUUCAGAUCUGAUGCAAUCUUCUCAUGCAGUAAAAAAAAGACUUUUAAUUUUAGUUUUAUUUUCAGUUUCCUUUUACCCCUUUACAUCCAAA
Messenger RNA from Lotus japonicus, 1394 nucleotides. RefSeq names its product heavy metal-associated isoprenylated plant protein 33-like. Lineage: Eukaryota; Viridiplantae; Streptophyta; Magnoliopsida; Fabales; Fabaceae. The record is from RefSeq and is a predicted model, not a curated record. Bases 1 to 1230 code for a protein of 409 amino acids. The transcript has a single exon.